UCAAGGUACGCCAACAGCCUCCCUGCUCUCUCUUUCUUUCUCUCUCUCUCUCUCUCUACAAUCGGCUAUUGACAAAAAGCCUCGCUUUUCUCUUCCUCAACCUGCUUCAGCGUAUCCAUGGAGUCACAAACAGAAGCAGCAGUUAACUUUGGAAAAUCUAUCAUAGUGCCUAGUGUUCAGGAACUAGCCAAGAAAUCCAUCGCCCACAUCCCAUCGAGAUACGUGCGAGAAGGUCAGGACCCUUCGAUCGUCUCCGAUGAGUUAUCCCUUCCAACGGUGCCCGUCAUCGAUCUUGAGAGAUUGGUUGUUGAAGAUUCCAUGAGCUCUGAGUUGGAGAAGCUGCACUCUGCCUGCAAAGACUGGGGAUUCUUCCAAGUUACAAACCAUGGAGUUGGUACUUCUUUGCUGGAAGAAUUCAGGACAGAAAUUGACAACUUUUUCAAACUUCCCUAUGAAGAAAAGAAGAAGCUUUGGCAAAAGCCAGACAAUCAGGAGGGAUUUGGACAACUCUUUGUGGUUUCAGAGGAACAGAAGCUAGACUGGUCGGACAUGUUCUAUGUAACUACUCUUCCACUCAAUCAAAGCCUCUUUGACAAGCUUCCUCCAAAGCUCAGAAAUACCCUCCAAGCUUACUCUAUGGAGGUGAAAAAGCUGGCCAUUGCAAUCUUAGGUCACAUGGCUAAAGCUUUGAAGAUGGAUGCUGAAGAAAUGGUAGAGCUUUUUAGUGAUGGAGUUCAGUCAAUGAGAAUGAAUUACUAUCCUCCAUGCCCUGAACCCAAUAAGACCAUUGGCUUCACUCCUCAUUCUGAUGCUGAUGCUCUAACAAUUCUCUAUCAGCUCAACGAAACAGAAGGCCUACAAAUCCGAAAGGAUGGGAGAUGGGUUUCUGUUAAACCUCUUCCACAUGCUUUUGUAGUCAAUAUUGGAGAUAUCAUGGAGAUUGUAAGCAAUGGCAUUUAUCGGAGCAUUGAGCAUAGAUCAACUGUAAACUCAACAAAAGAGAGGCUCUCAAUUGCAACAUUUUAUAGUUCAAAGCUAGACUCAGAAUUGGGCCCUGCAGCCAGCCUUAUUUCUCCUCAUAACCCACCAAUCUUUAGGAAAGUUCCUUUGGAGAAGUAUUUUAAAGACUUUUUUGAUCGAAAACUAAAAGGAAAGUCUUACCUUGAUUUCAUGAGAAUAGAAAAGGGUGAAGGCAACACAUGUUGAAUGUAUCAGGCAAAAGAGAAGAAAUUAAGCAGGAGUUGAGUAGCCACAAAGGUGAGGUGCAAGAAUCUGUAUGUUCUAUCUUGAGUGAAUUUCAAUGAACUUUAUUUAUUAAUACUUAAGGCUUUUUUGUGAUUGAU
This is a messenger RNA of Corylus avellana, 1343 nucleotides long. RefSeq names its product protein SRG1. NCBI's taxonomy places the organism in Eukaryota, Viridiplantae, Streptophyta, Magnoliopsida, Fagales, Betulaceae. The record is from RefSeq and is a predicted model, not a curated record.